AUGGUUGCCCUGCUUCAAUUCUCUGACUGGCAAAGACAUCUUCCUUUUGGGAUCGGAGAUUUUGGAAGUAGUCGAUCGCUUUCGAAAGCAUUCAAAUGCGUCAAUAAAGAAUACAAAACCACUAUACUGUCUCGAGAUCCAUUGCUGAUCUAUAUACAUGGUUUCAUCAGCACCGAGGAGAGCGAACUCCUUCUGAAAUUAGGGGAACCGAAGUUUGAGCCGUCUCGGCUUGGCCAAAACGAACGCAAUGCAUCUGUAAGAUCGUCUACAUCAGCUACAUUGCUGAGAAAUGAGCCUGUUGUUGAUUGUAUCGCCGCUCGAGCGCUGGAAUUUCAGGGCUCUGCAAUGGAAGGGGUCCUUGACGGUCUGCAGCUUGUCCGCUACACGGAAUCUCAACAGUACAACGCUCACUUCGAUUGGUACAGAGGAGAAGGAAAUCAUGAUCCCGAAGGCAGGCGAUACAACAGGCUCACAAGCUUCUUUGUGAUUGUCGAGGCCACAACCGAUUUGGAUGGGGGCGAAACUCAUUUUCCAGAAGUGAUUCAAUCUCCAGGCCUCUUGCCGGAGACCGCCAUGGACUCGAUCAUGAGUUCGCAGCGUGAAGAGUAUCCCGGGCUUCGAGUCAAACCAGUGGUCGGAAAUGCGAUCUUUUGGAUUAAUCUCCAUCCGAACGGAACAGGGGAUGAACGCACUCUUCACGCUGGCUUGCCUGUCAAUCGUGGGAGGAAAACCGCCAUGAAUAUCUGGCCCAGAGUAUACUUUUAG
Messenger RNA from Exophiala spinifera, 765 nucleotides. RefSeq lists its product as uncharacterized. Gene Ontology annotation, molecular function: iron ion binding; L-ascorbic acid binding; procollagen-proline 4-dioxygenase activity. Lineage: Eukaryota; Fungi; Ascomycota; Eurotiomycetes; Chaetothyriales; Herpotrichiellaceae. Gene Ontology annotation, cellular component: endoplasmic reticulum. Gene Ontology annotation, biological process: peptidyl-proline hydroxylation to 4-hydroxy-L-proline. Bases 1 to 765 code for a protein of 254 amino acids. The record is from RefSeq and is a predicted model, not a curated record. The transcript has 2 exons.